Schistocerca gregaria is the source of this 3045-nucleotide messenger RNA. RefSeq names its product anaphase-promoting complex subunit 4-like. Gene Ontology annotation, molecular function: protein binding. The transcript has 12 exons. Lineage: Eukaryota; Metazoa; Arthropoda; Insecta; Orthoptera; Acrididae. Gene Ontology annotation, biological process: protein K11-linked ubiquitination; positive regulation of mitotic metaphase/anaphase transition; anaphase-promoting complex-dependent catabolic process. The record is from RefSeq and is a predicted model, not a curated record. The coding region runs from base 360 to 2705 and encodes 781 amino acids. Gene Ontology annotation, cellular component: anaphase-promoting complex; nuclear periphery.
CCUUCUUUGAAAUAUUGUGUUUGUUUCUUGGCGCGAGUGUAAGCGUAGUUGAAUGAAUGGUAUCGUUGCAUCGUUCGUCGUAUUAAAGAAGAAUAGAGAAUGAAUGUCAUUGUUAUCGAAUCUAGCUUGUACGUGACGAACAAUGGGGAUGGGGGCAAUAUUGCAGAGUGACGCUGGGUAGUAUAGUUGUUAUAGUUUGUAGUGCAACUUACACCAGCUCAUUUUGACGCUGUUUCUACUGAUACGUAUUUUAUAGAAAUUCGAGAAAAAAUAAACUGAUGUUCACCAGCGUUAACGAAGUGAUUCCGUAGUUGUAAGACUUAUCUUUAUUUUUGAGAAACUGGAAAAUAGUAACAGACAUGGCUUCAAACGCUAUGCGCCAGUUGGAGGAGAGGCAUGUUGCCAGUAAAAUUGAGCGUAUGGUGUGGUCCAACAAAAUGGAUCUUCUAGCAUUGUCCAAUGUUAGAGGUGAAGUUGCAUUGCACAGAUUAACAUGGCAGAAGGUUUGGUCAUUUCCACCUCCGUCAGAAGGAUUGUCUGUGAAGGGAAUGGCAUGGAGACCAGAUGGGAAGGUGAUUGCUAUUGGCUACAGCAAUGGUGAAAUACUUUUGGUGGAUGUGGAGAACAAAGAAAUAUUACAUUCCACACAGACUCAGAAAGAGGUUACAUGUAUUUCAUGGGUCCAGGAGAGAGAGAAAUCCAAAGAUGUCAGAAGGAAGGGAACUGAUGACAGCACAACUCCUCACUCUUCUACCAUUAAACAUUGCAGUCCAUUCCUGCCAAAACUGCCCUCUCUUUCCCGCAGCUUUGGCCCUGGUACUGGUUGUGUGGUAGACGAUAAUCCUGAGGACUGCAAAAAGGUACUUGAUCAGGAGCACAUUAACCUCCUGUUGGUGGGUCUGGAAGGAGGGCAGUUGCACAUGAGUGUCUUUGGGCUGUUUCCCUGUGGUCAUCUGGACAUGCAGGAGAGUGUAACCGGAGGAAAACCAUGCACAGUUCUGUCAGCGGAUGUUUCUGAUGACCUUCGCCUGUUGUUUGUAGUGCUUGGUGGACCUGUGAAUGAUUUAGGAUUUACUGAAAUUAGUGUUGCAGUCUUUGACAUUUCUGUACUUGCUGAACGGUCAACUGAGCUCCAUGACGUGGCUUUGAAGCAUGCUGUUAUUGACAGUCUUCUGACAUACACAGGACUUACAGUCCAGUCUAUUGCAGAAGCCUGGGAGAAUAUUUUGCUUGAAAUGGACUCAAAGUUAGCCUCCUAUGCUGAUACAGUCCCUGAAGGUUCUGUGUCAGCAGACUUCCUUGAUCUCCUGAUGUUUGGAACAACAUCACUUGAAUUGGAAAAAUUUCUUCUUCAUGACCUGACAGAAAAAGGGUUGAAGAAACUUGGACAUUCUAUUGAACUUAGUUACUCAAAUAUUCAAAAACUUGUACUGAAACAUCUGAAUACAGUUGGACAGAGUCUAGCAUAUCAUUUGGCAGAAGUACGUGGAAUGUCACGGCUAGAAGACCGCUACAAAGUAUUGGGACUGGAAGAAGCUGCCGUCACAAAAGCCAUUGCUGCCACUGGAGCAUUUCUGGUUAAAGCAACAGAAAUACAGCAAGUUAUUGACAGCUCCAUGAAGAAUUACAAGGCAUUCUUUCGCUGGCUGUAUCUUGCUAUUCUGAGACUGUCUGAAGAGCGCAUCCCACCUGAAAUAUCUAAAAUAUCACAGCAAGAACUAGCAUUUAUAGCAGAUUUCUUGUAUAACCUUGAUGAUCCAUCAGAAAAACCUGGAAGCCCUACUGCUACACCAGGAGGCUCAAAACGAAAACACAGGUUCAACUUAGAGCGUCUGGGACAGUAUCUGGUAGACUCUGAGCUGACAUGCCCACCACCAGCAGAAGCAACUGCAUGGGCAAGAUUUCUUGCUGGAAAUCCUGUAGUAGCUGAACACCCAUCAAUUGUGUCCCACAAUCGUACGUUUUCACUUGUCCAACAACAUGCAGAGAUGGUUAAAGUUCUGGGCACUGCAUUUGGAGAGCCUGAGAAAACACUUACUACAGCCAUGAAGUUGGCUCAUUCAGUGUGUGGGCUGGAUGUUUCUGGCAAGACGGCUGGGGCAUCAGGUCUUCGAAUUGCUCACACAACAUUGCAAGAUCCUGUAAAAUUGCUUGUUGUGUUCACUGAUUCACCACCACCAGCAACUGGCAUUUAUAUGCUUCAGGUACCAACGGCGAAUAUGAACUUAGAGCCAUCUCAGUGUGUGAAACUUCAUUUCCAAAAGCCUGGUGAAGGAACGCUGCUUGUACUUGAUGUGCAGUUCUAUCUGCCAGAGACAUUGUCAGUGUUGUUAAAGCGUGCGAAUGGGGAGGCAGCAUAUGCACAAGUGCCCUCGAGAAUCGCUUCAGGAUCAGCUCUGCAGCUGACAGACCAGGAAAAUCGUGCAGGGUCUCGGGUGCUUGAUGCUGUUCCCACAGUUGAGGUUGUUGCCCUUCUUGAGGCAGGCGCCCUUCGUGAUCUCGAGAAUAUGGCAGCACUGAAUUUUGCUGUAUCUGGCUCACGCAAGGUUGCAGUAAUCCUCUCAGAGAGUCGAAGAAAUGUUCGCUUGUAUGAAAUGGAAGUGGAGGAAGAAGAAGAAGAGGAAGACGGUAUGGAUGGUGCAGCAGGAACCACCGAUUCCCUUACUCUAGAUACUAGCCAAGGUUCAGAAGUUGGGUUUGACUGACUGAGACCAAGCAAUGUGCUCCAAUCACUGUGCUCAAAUAGUUAAUGGUGUUUACUGCUGUUAUUUAGCAUUAAACGUAUUGUAUAAAGGCUGUAAUAUUUUUUGUCUGGCAAGGAACCUUCAAUUUCCAUUGACUCCAUCUGGGAAAAACUGUGAGCCCUGUGUGGGUGAUGUAUAAUUUUCUUCCUCAUUGUUCAAGUCCAUGUCAUUUAUUUAAUUAUUUAUUUAUUUUAAGAAAUAUAUUGUAUCCCAACAAAGAGGAAGCAUUUUGUGAUACAUGAAAAUUUGGAUGCUGGAUACAUUUCUCCCCUGAUUUCAUAAAGUUUUUCAUUUUUUGUAA